GUCGUCAUUGGAGGACCGGUGGCAGGGGGCGGAGAGCUCCGGUGUCCGACUUUAGGCGGGAAUUGAAACCGCCACUGUUACCAACGAGAACUCAAGACUCGCAAAGCUCAAGCCUUGAAGGGGACCAUGGUGCGUCCUGUGAGGCAUAAGAAGCCAGUCAAUUACUCACAGUUUGAGAACUCUGACAGCGAUGAUGACUUUGUUUCUGCAACUGCACCUUCAACUAAGAAAUCCAAAACAACACCGAAGGAGGUAAAACUAGAAAACCCAAAAGCAAAACUGAAGAAUCUCCAGAAUGAAGAGAUCCCACUACAAGAGAAAACCCCUAAAAAAAGGAUGGCUUUAGAUGACAAACUCUACCGGAGAGACUUAGAAGUUGCACUAGCUUUAUCAGUGAAGGAACUUCCAACAGUCACCACUGAUGUGGAGGAGUCUCAAGAUAAAAGCAUUGAAAAAUGUUGCAAUAGUGAAACAGAAACCAUGAAUAAAUCUCCCCAUAUCUCCAAUUGCAGUGUAGCCAGUGAUUAUUUAGAUCUGGAUAAGAUUACUGAGGAAGAUGAUUUGCCUGUUGCUCAGGGAAAAAGAAAAGCAGCAUCUAAAGCUGCGGUUCAGCAGAGGAAGAUUCUUUUGGAAGACAGCGAUGGUAAGAGCGAUGACUCAGAGCCAGGCUUUGCAACUGGUGAAGAUUCUGAGGAUGAUUCUGAUUUUAGUGAGAGUGAAGAUGAUGAAGAAUUCACUAUGAGAAAAAGUAAAGUUAAAGAAACUAAAAAAAAAGAAGUGAAAGUAAAACCCCCAGUUGAAAAGAAAGAGAAGAAACCUCAAUGCAAGCAGAAUGCUUUGGUGACUUCAGUAGACUCUACUCUCACUGCCAUCAAAUCAGAAUCUCAGCCUUUACCGAAAAAGAUUUCUCUUUCUUCAGAGAUCACCAGGAAACCAUUACAAAUCCAUAGUCCUUCAGCUCAAAGCAAGAGGCCUAAGUGGGUCCCACCAGUGGCAUCUGGAGGCAGCAGCCCGCUGGUAGGGGCUGUGAAAUCUCCGACUCAGAGUCUUCGCCUUGGCUUGUCCAGAUUAGCACGAGUUAAACCUUUGCAUCCGAAUACCACUAGUAGCUGAGUGUAAAGAAAUGUUGGAUUAAGAGAGUUUUACAUGUGUGUUUGUUUGAUUUGUGUUUAUAUUUGAGGAGGGUAUUGUAAUAUGAAGGAUUCCUUUAAUGACAUAUAAAUUCUCUACUGAUUUUGUGCUUAUGGUCUUACUGGAAAGCUAUUCAGGAGGUCUGUUUAUAAGAAUUACCUUAUAAUGUUAUUUUCUUGUAAAGAGCAUAUUCUAUUUUCCUUAUUUUUAGUUAGUCUUCAUCAUUAUGUGGUUAUCUGCCUGACAUGGAGGAAGCCCACAUUAUAUCUUGUUCUUUUCUACCAAUAUGAUGUUCCUUUGUAACUUUGUUUAGUUUAUAGCACCUUAACUUUAACUGUUCAGAGUUUGGCAAAAGCAAGCAUUCCCACUUUUUCCAAGAGACAUUUCUGAAAUCAUAUGAGUUACAUAAGCUACACUGUCAAUUUUAUUACAAAGAUGGUUAAUAUUUUAGCUAAAUAUUUUUAUAGUGAGAUUUCAGAAUUAUUUAACACAUUAAAAUGAUUGCUAUAAUAUAGCAUAUGUCUGUCUCCUACUUAGAAGUAGAUGGCUAUUAUAUAGCAAAUAGAAUUUCAGAACAUUUUAUGAAGCACUCUUAGUCAAAACCUUUAACAGAAGUGAAAAGGCUUUGGUAUUUUCUUUCCUUGAUACUAUUGCAUCCAUCUGUCUCCGGUUGUGUACAUUUCAUGAACAAACGAAUGCUUUGCAAAAAAAUGUUAGCCUUUUUGCAGAAGAAUCAAGCAGGGGGGCUUUUCCUUAGUCAUAGCUUUAUGUUAAGCCAGUGCUUUAGAGGGUGGCUGUCAAAUACUUAGUCGUCCCUGUUAUCAUAUUAGAUAAUAUAGCUAUUCAGGAAGCUUAGGUCUGAAUUUGUUGUGAAUAAAAAUAGUAAGAGGUAUUUUAUAUUUAUGGUGAGAAUUUCAACCAGCUCCUGAGCACUUUUUAAUAAAAACUCUUCAAAUUAUGUUAAACAUUAAAAAAUAUGUAAUACUUGGCUCAGUUCUUGGUGUAUGCAGACAUCUAUCUUUAAUGUGAAAGGAGGUGAUUAGGAAUUAUGAUUAAAG
Manis pentadactyla (Chinese pangolin) is the source of this 2189-nucleotide messenger RNA. It is a transcript of the gene RAD51AP1, whose product is annotated as RAD51 associated protein 1. NCBI's taxonomy places the organism in Eukaryota, Metazoa, Chordata, Mammalia, Pholidota, Manidae. The record is from RefSeq and is a predicted model, not a curated record. Gene Ontology annotation, molecular function: double-stranded DNA binding; single-stranded DNA binding. Gene Ontology annotation, biological process: interstrand cross-link repair; double-strand break repair via homologous recombination. Bases 127 to 1113 code for a protein of 328 amino acids. The transcript has 9 exons.